Molecule: messenger RNA, 1723 nt
Organism: Oldenlandia corymbosa var. corymbosa
Lineage: Eukaryota; Viridiplantae; Streptophyta; Magnoliopsida; Gentianales; Rubiaceae
Source: the annotation of a GenBank genome assembly
CUAUCUUUUUAGCAUUGAGAGAAUAUAAUAAAAUUACGGCCACUUAAAACUUGUACUCCAUCAAAAAGCUAGGUGGAAUAAAUCGUGGUACAUUUUCGAAUAACCAAAGGAAGUAAGCACUAAAUAAUGAUACACAUUUCUGUUCUUAUUAUUAUUCGUUGUCAUAAUUCACCAUCUCUUUUUCGAUUCCAAGAACUAGAAGCAGCGGAUAAUGUACAUAUUCUACCGCGGGAUAGAGCAUACCAAGAGUCAACGCAAAAUAUAAACGUAUACGCGUCUACAAAACUAUAUAUAAAUAACUUCUCCAAAGUCCUAAACCCAAAUUCUCGAACAAAUCCACGAAAGAAAUUAAAAAUUUCCCCCAAAAAAAAAAAAGAAAAAGAGAAGGAAAAAGAAAUGUCUGGGUACCCUCACAAUUACGGUUACGGAGCACAACCACCGUACGGUGCUCCUCCGCCACCGUCCUCCGCCCAGACCUACGGAGCGCCACCGGCAUCCGCACCAUACGGAGCACCGCCGGCAUCCGCACCAUACGGAGCACCGCCUCAGUCCGCUCAGCCCUACGGGGCACCUCCACCGGGGCAAUCUCCCUAUGCUCCGGUCUCUGCUCCCUACUCCGGUGGUCCUUCAGCCCCGUCAUACUCCUCCGACUACGGGAAGCCUCCCAAAGAGAACAAACCCUCUGCUCCUUACGGAGCUCCUCCUCCCUCAGCUCCUUAUGGUGCUCCUCCCCCGCCGCAGCCUUAUGGUAGCCCUUUCGCGGCUUUGGUCCCCUCUGCUUUUCCUCCUGGUACCGAUCCCAAUGUCAUAGCUUGCUUUCAAAUUGCUGAUCAUGAUGGGAGUGGGUUUAUUGAUGAUAAGGAGCUCCAAAGUGCACUUUCGUCUUACAAUCAGAGCUUUAGUCUGAGGACGGUUCAUCUUUUGAUGUAUACCUUCACCAAUUCCAACGUCCGGAAAAUUGGUCCCAAGGAGUUCACCUCACUUUUCUACAGUCUUCAAAACUGGCGGGCAACUUUUGAGAGAUUUGACAGAGACAGGAGUGGCAAAAUUGAUGCAUCAGAAUUGAAAGAGGCACUGCUUAGCCAGGGAUUUGCAGUAUCACCCGUGGUGUUGGAUUUAUUGGUGUCUAAGUUUGAUAAAACUGGGGGGAAGAAUAAGGCCAUCGAAUAUGAUAACUUCAUUGAGUGCUGCCUCACCGUUAAGGGGUUGACGGAGAAAUUCAAGGAGAAGGAUACAGCAUACACUGGCUCCGCAACUUUCAGUUAUGAGGCGUUCAUGUUGACAGUGCUGCCUUUCCUCAUAGCCUAGUGUUGUAAGGCAAAAAUUGCCACUUCAAAAUUUCAAAUUUCUCUAGGUUGGGUACUUGCGUUGAUGUUUUAUGUUUUGUUUCAUAUGGGUUGGCCUUUGUGUUUGUUGAACUGAGAUCUACUGAGUCUGUACAGUAGGUGAAAGUGAAAUGGUAGUUGGUUCAAUGUCAUUUUCUUUGACGCAUUUGUUCGGAAUUCCCUUUUUUUUGUAGUAUUGAAUUUAUGGUUUACUUUUGCCUUGGUCUCCUUUUCAAAGUUAAUUUGUUUAUUAUCGAAAGCGCUUUGUAGCUCCCAAAGCCCAAAAAAUAUCUCCUGUCCGUUAAUCAAGUUACUCAUCUUCGUUUUCAAGCAUAGAGAAGAGAAGACAAAAUCACGCGAUCUUUUUUUUCUUUCUUUAUAUUUGCAGGGUGUCCACG